Molecule: messenger RNA, 1821 nt
Organism: Pseudozyma flocculosa PF-1
Lineage: Eukaryota; Fungi; Basidiomycota; Ustilaginomycetes; Ustilaginales; Ustilaginaceae
Exons: 4
Coding region: 1-1821 (606 amino acids)
Biological process (GO): secondary metabolic process
Molecular function (GO): CoA-ligase activity
Source: RefSeq, a predicted model, not a curated record
AUGAUCCACACCUCUGCCGCCCAGCCGGUCAAUGCGUUUCCCGACACCGACAUCUACACCUUCCUCUUCGAACACUUUCCCCCGCAGAGAGCAGAUGUGCGCGAAUCUUCCAUCCCUCUCCUGGUGGACGAGGCAACCGGUCAGUCCUGGAACUUUGCUCAGGUAAAAGAGCGCGUCGAUCUCCUCUCGCUCGCCCUUCGCCAGCACUUUCAGCUCGACUGGGAUCAUCGUGUUGCCACCUUCACCCCAAACUCCGUCGAAUUCCCCAUCGCGCUCUGGGCUUCCCAGCGCCUCGGCGGCGUCGUCUCCGCCGCAAACCCAGCCUUUGGCGUCAGCGAGCUGGUCUACCAGCUACAAACCGCAAACGCCUCCGUUCUCUUCCUCGGACAUGAUCAAGCUACCCUCGAUGUCGGCCUCGAGGCCGCCAAGCAGGUGGGCCUAGAAAAGAAGCGCAUCGUUGUCAUUCAGGACCCCCAGGCCGUGCACAAGUACUCGGAGGCCAACUAUGGCCGCAUCCAGAAGCGUACGCAGGGGAUGUGGACCGUCGCCGGCCUGGUCGAAGAAGGAAGAGAGAUCCUCCAGCGUCAGGGACCAGCGUGCCUCGAACGUCGCCGCUUCCAGCCCGGCGAGUCAAAAUCUAAGCUCGCCCUUCUCUCUUUCAGCAGCGGCACCACCGGUCUACCCAAAGGCGUCGCCAUCCAGCAUUCGGCGCCCAUCGCAAACGUCCUCCAGCUGUGCGCCUUCAACCAAAUCUCGAGUCGCCUCGGCGAGGACCAGGGCCGCUUCCGGCCGGGCACCGACAUCGCCCUCGGCGUGCUGCCCCAAUUCCACAUCUACGGCCUCAUCGUGGGUGUCCACACCAUGUUCUACGCCGGCGUCACCAAUGUCAUCAUCCCUCGCUUCCGCGGCAUCGAGGCCAUGGUCAAGACCAUUGUCAAGUACGGCAUCUCGAUCUGGUGGCUCGUGCCACCCCAGAUAGUCCUGCUUUGCAAGGACCCCAGCGUGCCCCCAUACAUCGAACAACUCCGAAAGGUCUGUCACUUUGUCAUGGUCGGAGCAGCACCCCUCUCCGACGACCUCAGCCGACAGUUCAUGCGCGCGCUGCCGGGAAUCGACUGGGGACAAGGGUACGGCAUGAGCGAGACUUGCACUGUGACGACGAUGCAUCCGCCGGGCAUGGAUGCGGUGCUGGGCAGCGCUGGCCGCCUCAUCUCCAAUACCGAGGCCAGGGUCGUCGACGCACAGGGAAAAGACUGCGGAUUCGAUACGCCAGGCGAGUUGUGGAUCCGUGGACCGCAAAACACCUUGGGCUACUCGAACAACGCAAAGGCGACGGCCGAGAUGUUCUUGCCUGACGGUUGGAUCCGCACGGGCGACGAGGUCGUCAUCAAUCGCCAGGGCGAUGUUACGAUCGUCGACCGUCUCAAGGAGCUCAUCAAGGUCAAAGGCUUCCAGGUCGCGCCUGCCGAGCUCGAGGGAUGCAUCCUCAACCAGGAGAGCGUCGCCGACGUCGGCGUCGUCGGCGUCACGGACGAAGAUAACGGCGAGUGCCCUCUAGCGUUUGUGGUAUGGAAGGAAGAAGUGCGGCAAAAGUUGCAGCGCGGCGAGGUCAAGGAGGACGACGUGGUCAGGCAAGUCGUCGAGUUCGUCAAGAAGGAAAAGGUCAAGUACAAGCACCUCGGCGGCGUCGUCGUCCUCGAUACGAUCCCAAAGACAGCCAGCGGCAAGAUUCUUCGUCGAAACAUGCGCGAGAUGGCCAAGAAGCUCGACGAGUCGGUCACCAAGCGUUUCAAGGAAGUCCGGCGACAGAACAAGCUCUAG